AUGGCCUCUAUGGAAAUAGGUGCAGCAGAGAGAACAACCAAAGACCCAGAACAGGAACCUAUAGACGACGAUGAACAGUCUCCGGUGGAAGAAGUCCGGUUAACCGUCUCAAACGACGACGAUCCUUCACUCCCGGUAUGGACCUUUCGAAUGUGGUUUCUGGGCAUAUUAUCAUGCGUUCUCCUCUCAUUUCUCAACACCUUUUUCUCUUACCGGACGGAGCCACUGAUAAUAACGAUGAUAUCAGUGCAAGUCGCCACACUUCCGGUCGGCCGGUUCAUGGCGAAAGUUCUACCGGAGACGAAGUUUCGGGUUCCGGGUCUUGGAUCGAGGGAGUAUUCGUUGAAUCCGGGACCGUUUAAUAUGAAAGAGCAUGUGUUGAUCUCUAUAUUUGCUAAUGCUGGUUCUGCAUUUGGUAGUGGAUCUGCUUAUGCUGUUGGUAUUGUUGAUAUCAUUAAGGCUUUCUAUCAUAGGAACAUCUCUUUCUUGGCUAGUUGGAUUCUUGUUAUCACCACCCAGGUUCUGGGAUAUGGUUGGGCUGGGAUUCUAAGGAAGUAUGUGGUGGAGCCGGCAGAAAUGUGGUGGCCGAGUAGUCUUGUUCAAGUCUCCCUUUUCAGGGCACUUCAUGAGAAAGACGACCAGCGCAUGUCGCGAGGUAAAUUCUUUCUAAUCGCACUACUAUGCGCCUUCUCGUGGUACAUAUUCCCCGGCUACCUCUUCCCCACCUUGUCAAACAUCUCUUUGCUCUGCUGGGCAUUUCCGAGAUCAGUAACUGCUCAACAACUCGGAUCGGGCAUGCGUGGCCUCGGCCUUGCCUCUCUGACCCUUGAUUGGUCUGUCAUAGCCUCAUUCCUCAGCAGCCCUCUUGUUACCCCAUUCUUUGCAAUCUUCAAUGUGUUUGUGGGCUAUGCUUUAGUAGUCUAUCUUCUAAUUCCCAUAGCCUAUUGGGGACUGGACCUGUACAGUGCCAAAAAUUUUCCCAUAUUCUCGUCACAUUUGUUCACUGCCCAGGGGCAGACGUAUAAUGUAUCGGCUAUUGUCAAUGAGAAGUUUGAGAUAGACAUGCCGGCAUAUGAGAAGCAGGGACAUAUAAAUCUCAGCAUCUUCUUUGCUCUUUCCUAUGGUGCCAAUUUUGCUGCUAUUGUGGCUACCCUCGCACACGUGGCCUUGUUUAAUGGAAGGGAGAUAUAUGACCGUUUUCAAGCUUCUUACAAUGGGAAGAUAGAUAUUCACACAAGACUGAUGAGGAAAUACCAGGACAUACCUAACUGGUGGUUUUACCUAAUGCUUUUGCUGUCAAUGGUACUCUCUCUUGUACUCUGCAUCUUCAUGAAAGAUCAGGUGCAACUACCUUGGUGGGGACUCCUCUUUGCGGCCGGCCUUGCAUUGAUCUUUACCCUUCCAGUGAGCAUCAUAACUGCCACAACAAAUCAGACACCAGGACUAAAUGUCAUCACAGAGUACAUCUUGGGUAUCAUAUAUCCAGGGAGACCAAUAGCCAAUGUCUGCUUCAAAACAUAUGGUUAUAUAAGCAUGAGCCAGGCAGUCUCUUUUCUCAAUGAUUUUAAGCUAGGUCACUACAUGAAGAUUCCACCAAGAUCUAUGUUCAUAAUUCAGUUCCUUGGAACCAUCAUUGCUGGAACAAUCAACAUUGCUACGGCAUGGUGGCUGCUGACAACAGUUGAAAACAUAUGCCAAGAUCAACUACUCCCCCUCAAUAGCCCUUGGACCUGCCCCGGUGACCGCGUCUUCUUCGAUGCAUCUGUCAUCUGGGGUUUAGUAGGACCCAAACGGAUCUUCGGUUCUCUUGGAAAUUAUGCAGCCCUUAACUGGUGCUUCCUAGGAGGUGCCAUAGGACCUCUUGUAGUAUGGCUACUACACAAAGCAUUCCCUAGCCAAACAUGGAUUAAGCUGAUAAACCUUCCGGUCCUGCUCGGUGCAACGGCUGCAAUGCCUCCGGCUACAACGUUGAACUUCAAUAGCUGGAUCUUUAUCGGAACAAUCUUCAACUUCUUUAUUUUUCGGUAUAGAAAGAAGUGGUGGCAGAGGUACAAUUAUGUGCUUUCAGCUGCAAUGGAUGCUGGUUUGGCUUUCAUGGGGGUGCUUCUGUACUUCUCUCUGGGUAUGGAAAACAUAAGCAUUACUUGGUGGGGAGCUGAGGGUGAGCACUGUGCCUUGGCCACAUGUCCAACUGCCAAAGAUAUAGCUAUUGAUGGUUGUCCAUUACAUUGA
Molecule: messenger RNA, 2232 nt
Organism: Ilex paraguariensis (yerba mate)
Lineage: Eukaryota; Viridiplantae; Streptophyta; Magnoliopsida; Aquifoliales; Aquifoliaceae
Source: the annotation of a GenBank genome assembly